Messenger RNA from Aspergillus homomorphus CBS 101889, 2065 nucleotides. RefSeq names its product putative PB1 domain protein. The coding region runs from base 482 to 2065 and encodes 527 amino acids. Gene Ontology annotation, molecular function: protein binding. Lineage: Eukaryota; Fungi; Ascomycota; Eurotiomycetes; Eurotiales; Aspergillaceae. The record is from RefSeq and is a predicted model, not a curated record. The transcript is spliced from 5 exons.
ACGCGGAAAAUCACAUCAUAUCACCUCUGAAAACAGACUUUGCUCCCCCAACCUUCUCAUCCCCUACGUAUCCCGCCCAGCCUGUCCUUUCUUCCUUGCCUUCGUCUUGGCUGGUCUCUGGACGGUCAUCGCUAGCGGCUGGGUCGCGGGAUCCGUGAUCUAAUUAUAUAUCCGAUCUAUCUAUCUAUCUACCUAUCUCUCCCCACUAGACACCAAUUGCGCAUGGUCUGUCGCUUGCUCGUUGUCUGCGCUCAGUCUUUUUCGUCCCGGUCCUACCGUGUGAUCUCAUCCCCUGUCCUCGGCGUGGUCGGGGACUCUGUCGUCAGCGUGCUGGUCCGGUCAAUCACAAGUCGGGUACAUAUAUACUACGACCUGGAGUUCUCGGCCGGGCAGCACCGUCUGCAUCGAAAAUUAGGCCAGAGCCAGGGUGACCGCGGCACCUGACAUUGCCUUCAGUCGGUGCAACGGGCUCAAGUCAGACAUGUCCAUAAAGCAGGAGAUCGAGACCUGGGUGCAAGCCCUGGACCACUACGACAAUCAAGAAUACGAUGAGGCCCUUCAGGUCUUCAGUGCCAUUGCCGAAACAUCCAAGAUCCUUUUCAACUGUGGAGUGAUAUAUGCUACGUUGGGAGAGCAUGACAAAGCGGUUGAGUGCUACCAACGAGCGAUUGGGCUCGAUCAAUACCUGGCCAUUGCGUACUUCCAAGAAGGAGUGUCCAACUUCCUGCUGGGAGACUUCGAGGAAGCAUUGGCCAAUUUCAAUGACACGUUACUGUACCUUCGAGGUAACACAUCCAUUGACUACGAGCAGUUGGGUCUGAAGUUCCGGCUGUACUCCUGCGAAGUGCUGUUCAACCGCGGCCUGUGCUAUAUAUACCUGCAGCAAGUGGGCCCAGGUCUCCAGGAUCUGGACUACGCAUCCAAAGAGAAGGUGACACCGGACCACGAUGUGAUCAACGAUGCCAUUAGAGAACGAGCACAGGGCUACACGGUCUUUUCCAUCCCGGUAGGAGUGGUCUACAGGCCCAACGAGGCGAAGGUCAAGAAUCUGAAGUCUAAAGACUACCUGGGUAAGGCCCGGCUGAUUGCCGCGACAGGGGAGCGCAACGGCGUCCCGUCCGGUCCGCUGAACCUGGAAAUUCCCCGGGCUCAGACGGUGCUUGACCAUCGUCAUCCGGAGCACCUCCCGUUCGCCACCUCACAUCUGGUGCACAAAAAUCUGCCGAGCCGGAGCCGUCAGCACUCUGAACCGCCUCUGAACCGUAAUCUCUUCCCUCCUACUCCCCCGCCGGACGCAGACAAGGCGAGUACCAACAGCUCCACAGGAAGUCUUGGGACCACCGGUCGACCGGGGUCCAUUCGCGCCGCACCGCCCCCGCGGCUCGACCUGAAUCAAGGCUCCGGGCGAGAGACCGUCCUCAGCGACAAGCCGCGAAUCGGAACGACUCGGACGGCAUCCGAGCCCCGGAGAGCGGCAGCGUCUUCGUCUCGAGCCGGCGCCCGGGAAGAACAGUCAACCCGCGGCCGAGAAAUGCGUGGCCAUCGGCGCGGGGUCAGUGACACAGGGUCUGCAUCGACGUCGGGUGGGUAUUCGGAGGGAGCAUACUCGGGCACACGGUCCAUGCCCGUGGGUACUGGCUGGCCUCGCCAGCGGGAACGGUAUAUUGACGAGGAAGAAGAGUACGUCAGUGGGUCGGGGUCUGCGGAAGGUGACUUUGACAUUGUGGACGGACGAUCGCCGCAGCGGAACUCUCGACGAGGAACAUCGCGAGCGCGGCGGCCUGAGGUCCGAAAAUAUCGGGUCAAGACGCAUUCCCACGAGGAUACCAGGUAUAUCAUGAUCGAACCGGUGAUCGACUUUGCGGAGUUUGAGAGACGGAUCCGGGACAAGUUCAAGUUCCGGACGUUGCUUAGAAUUCGCAUGCAAGAUGACGGUGAUAUGAUUACCAUGGUGGACCAGGAGGAUCUAGAUCUUCUGAUGAGCUCAGCCCGCGAGAUGGCACAACGGGAGGGAAGUGAGCUCGGAAAGAUGGAGAUCUGGGUGGAGGAACGAGGCGUGAUAUGA